Meloidogyne enterolobii is the source of this 765-nucleotide messenger RNA. The record is from the annotation of a GenBank genome assembly. Lineage: Eukaryota; Metazoa; Nematoda; Chromadorea; Rhabditida; Meloidogynidae.
UCUAAGGAUCGACCAAAAUUAUUUUCUGACGUGGCUGAAACAUCAGUUGCUCCUCAAACUAAGAAAACUAAUGAAAAGUCAAAAUUUAAAAUUACAAAUAACGACAAAACAGGAAAUAAUUUAGAAGAAAAAAAGUUAAAGAGUAAAGCAUAUGCUAAAAAUUAUUACCAGAGGAAUAAAAAGAAAAUUCAAGAACAGGUUCGAAAUUAUAAACAGAAUUCUGAAGUAUAUAAAGAAAAUACAAAAAAAUACUUACGAAAUUACUACGAAAAUAAUAAAGAAGACAUGCUAAAAUAUAUGAAAGAUUACUAUCAGAAUAAUAGAGAAAAAAGGCUUGAAAGUCUACGAAAGUACCGCCAAAAUAACAAAGAAAAAAUAAAAGAAUCUAUGCGAAAGUACCGUCUAAGAAUGAAAAACGAAAAACAAAUUGGACAAAAUGAUAGUUUGAAAUUAGAUAAUGAGGGAUGUUCUUUUGUUACUCACCAGAUUGAUGAUUUGAACAAUAAGAGUGUCGAUCUUAUUUUUAGUGAAAAGAAUGGACAGAUAAACAAUGAGGGAAAUUAUAUUGGAGAAGGAACUUCAUUUGAUAAUCAACAGAAUAGAGAUUGUGUAAAGAGCAGAUACGAAUCAACAACAUAUCCUUAUGGAGAGAGGACUUGUCAAGAAGCAGAUGUACAUUCUAUUAAACAAGUGGAUGAUCAGAACGAUUUGAUUGAUCUGAGCUUUUUAGAUGAUCCGGAUUUUUUGAAAAAUUUAACAUCUUGA